Fulvia fulva is the source of this 231-nucleotide messenger RNA. RefSeq lists its product as uncharacterized. The coding region runs from base 1 to 231 and encodes 76 amino acids. The transcript has 2 exons. Lineage: Eukaryota; Fungi; Ascomycota; Dothideomycetes; Mycosphaerellales; Mycosphaerellaceae. The record is from RefSeq and is a predicted model, not a curated record.
AUGCAUUCCCAGACCAUCAUCAUCACGACCCUGGCUCUCGCCAUCGCCGCCUCGGCGAAACCAAAAGCCACACCAUGCACCAUCACAUCCACCUACACUGAGUCAGAAUGCUGCCCCCAGUAUCCAGCGCAGACCGAAUGGAUCAUCUCCAACUGCAAAGGCUGCCAGCUGCACACCGAGACGGUCCCACUCAACUGCUUCGCCCCCCUGCGAGGCCUCGCCAACUACUGA